UUUUCUAUAGAUACGGCGUACCUGUCGUACAUUAUUUGCAUAUGAAAAGCCACAUGCCAUUGUGUGAAUUUGAUGGAAGUUUGUGAUCGCUGUUUUACUGGUUUAAAUCAUUUGUGCACAUUCUUUUAAUUCUGAAUUGUAGAUAAUAUAUUUUCAAAAAUGUGUUCUGCAGGCUGAAAAUGGAUUGAAAACAAAUAUUGACUUGUUUUGUUUAUGUUUUCGAUUGCUAAAUACUGAAGAAACAACCAUGACAGAUUGUGUAGUAUGAUAAAGCAAGGAGUAGUACAGGAAAAGAUAGCUGAUCUAUCCAUGAACCAGUUGCCACCACUCAGUAAUCUACCGCAGUGGUCACGCAUCAACACACUGGACAGGGGACGCUAUCCAAAACCGUUUGUCAAGGACAAACACAAUCCAAAUGUGGAUGGAAAGAAGGAUGAAGAAAGUGAAGAGGAUAAAGAUGUAAUGGAGAUGAAUCCUACUCAGAGAAUCCAUCAUCUAGAGAGGAGUAUUGGGUUCCUUAAACAACAACAUCAGGAAGUCCUUAGGUGUUUACAUGAGGAAAUAGAAGCACUGAAAAAGGAAAACAAAGAUCUCCAGUUCAAGAUUAUAAUGAGUCAAAAGAAUCAACAACAGUCAGAAAAACGGAGUGCUAGUACUAAUAGUCAUAAAAGUCGGAAAGAAGAAUCUCGUUCACGAGGUGGUGCUGGUAUGGAUAAAGAAUAUUCCUCAAAUUCUCUGAUCUCACAAACUAUAGAAAUAACUAGCUCUGCUGGACGAUCUCGGGAAGAAAGAAUAGAUGAGUUGAAGAUUAUAUUUUUAGAAGAAGAAAUCAAAGAAUUAAAGCAUGCAUUACGAGAAGCAAGGAAUCGUAAUACUUAUCUGACUAACUUGUUAGAACAAGCAGAGGAUGUUAAAAAGAAACAGUCACAGAAGAUAGAAACUUUACAAUAUCAGGUCACACAAGGUGGAGGACCUUUAGCUGAACAAUUAACUUCAGGGAAUAUAACUCUCUUCAAUAAUCCUCAGCGACCUCCAGCAUUGUCUGAGUGUGAAGCUGUUAUACGACAUCUUCAACAUGUAAAUGAACAACAAAAACAUGAGCUGGAUUCUUUGAAGUCAGAUCUGAGGGAUGUUUUGUAUUCCCAUAAGUGGACACCUGAUGCCUAUCUCCUUGCCAAGGCCUAUAUAGCAGAAGACGAUGCCAAAGAACAAGAUAAAACACUACCUAAAUUAACUCUUAAAAAUCCGUCCAGAAAAUUGCCAGAUAUAGCUUACAUAAAUCAUGAUUCUGUCGUCCUCCCAGCGCUAAAACAAACCGUAGGUAAUAAAGCUGCCGAAAGGAGAAAGAGAACACAGAUUUUACAGAAAGCCAGAUUACGAAAGGAGGUGUUACCAUAAACCAUUGUUUGGCUGUGAUAAUGUUGUGUGUUAUCAUGUGUCCAUUCUGUUUAUGUGUGCAAGUGUGUGAUUGUGUAGUGUAUGACUUACAUGUUCUUCAUUUUAUCAUUAAUAUUUUUGUUUAUGAAGUCCUAUUAUUAUUUAUGCUACAUAAAUGAUCUACAUUCAUAUAUAUAGCAAGAAACUAGCUUAUUAUAAUCUUAUUUUACAGUAGGGUAGGGCUAUUUACUAUCAAAAACAGAAAACAGAUGUAAUUGUGAUAAAGAUAACAUUUAUGAUAUCUUUUGAUAUCUAUCAUUCCGUCCUCGACACAUUCCUUUAUUUAUAUUUUGUUUGAAGGUUCUAUGCUUUUUUUUAUAAUUUGUUUGUUCUAUGUAUAUUUAAUGUUAAGUCAAUGAAAUGCAUGGCCUUUUUUAUGAAAAAAAAUUUGUCUUGUUUUGAAUAUUAAACAAGGAAUCAAAUUUUCAUGUUUGUUUACAAGUCAAUCCGUCCAUAAUUUUUUUUUUAUAUGUAUUAUCUUUGUCCAGUACAAAUAAUGUGGUGAAUUUGACAGUACAUUUUUUUUAAGUUAUCAAAACUAUUCUAUGACCUUUGAACUUGCAUUUAUUGUAUUGAAAAGGUGUGUAAUGUGUUCUGUACAUAUAUAUAAGUGUACUGAUUAUAUACACCAGGUCAAUGCAUUUUAUUCACUUCAUAAAAUGUCAUUCUCACAUUUUUAUGAGAUUUUGUAUAUCCCUUGUCGGUCACAUCAAGUGUGUUCCAAGAGCUUUUCUCUAUAGUAUGAUUUUAAUGAAUGUAUAUAUGUAUAGUUCAUUUUAUAUUUUAAAACUUAAAACAAAAUGAGAACAAUUCUUAAUUCCAGAAACAAUCUAGGCUGUGUAUCACAAAAAAAACACCACACAAAUUGUUUCUGAAUAAACUGAAUAAUUUUGGCACAGGUCCUUUGUGUAGCAGGCAUUUAUUUAUGAUGUCAGUUUAUUAAAGUAUGUAAAAAUUAAGAUAAGGGGAAGCUACUAAUAACAUACUGCACACUUAUUCUAGUAUGAGAUUGCCCUGACAUCUUAUGGUUUGAUUUGAGGUCUUUUUGGGGCCUUCUCACAGUUCAAGUAACUCAUCAGUGCAAUUUCAGCCUUAAAUAUGUAGACUUAGAAAUAAAAUUGUCAAAUCUCUUUGACUACAAUAAUUGAUAUACUCUUUAGUAUUCAUUAAGAAUAUAAUUUUUCAGUACAAUGUACUGGUUAGUUUCAAAAUAUUUAAGAUGGACCUAUUUUUGAUAUUUUAGGAACCUAACAUAAGUUACCCUGUUCUAAUUGUCAUGAGGUAGUAUGUGAUGUUUGUCACUAGAUUAUGAAGCAUCCUACUAUCAAUCCUUGUUUUUUCCUUACUUUUAAAUCAACUACAAUUAUUUUGCUUGAUUGAUUGUUAUGUAUGGACAAUUUUUAAAAACUGAAUUUUUUAUGCAUUAUAUGCAUUAUUAUCUGUAACUUGUUUUGGAAAUCCUUUUCAUUCGGUUUACUUGUUUGUAACUGUUUCAUGAACUUUGAAUGUUGUUUUUUUCAUAAUUCAAACAAGUGAACAAGUAAAAUUGUGAUUUUUAUGUGUAAACUUCUAAGUCAUUCUGUUUAUAAAGAAAGAUAUUUUAAUGAUAGUACAUUUAUAAUUGUACUUAAUUUUUUUCAGUUAAACUUCAGUGUCAACUUUUCUUCAAUCACUGGCAGCUUCUCAUUUAUAUUUCAAUAUAAUUUAAAACUUCCCUUGUCAUCUGGUCGUCUUCUUCUUUGAAUGAAGUUAAAUCUCACCACUAAGAUGUUUUUUUCUGUAAAAAUAGACAAGUUUGAUUUGUAAAAACAUUGAUUCCUUACACAAAAUAGUGUGAUUGGAUUCAAAUGGAUGUUGAUUGAAAAACAAAUCUAAUUAUAAGAUAAAAUAUGAGAAUAAAAAUAAGGUUCUACAGAAAAAUUCAGUCACCUUUUCUUUCGAGAGGUCUCCUUUUUUGAAGACUUGAAAAGUUGACACUUAUCAGUUUUACUGUUAUUUUCAAUGGCUUUUAGAACAAUAAUAAAAACAAAAUUAGUUGAA
Messenger RNA from Mytilus trossulus (common blue mussel), 3477 nucleotides. Its product is annotated as coiled-coil domain-containing protein 74B-like. The record is from RefSeq and is a predicted model, not a curated record. The coding region runs from base 265 to 1398 and encodes 377 amino acids. The transcript has 9 exons. NCBI's taxonomy places the organism in Eukaryota, Metazoa, Mollusca, Bivalvia, Mytilida, Mytilidae.